Messenger RNA from Eleginops maclovinus (Patagonian blennie), 5829 nucleotides. RefSeq names its product SREBF chaperone (gene scap). Gene Ontology annotation, biological process: SREBP signaling pathway; regulation of cholesterol biosynthetic process. Gene Ontology annotation, cellular component: Golgi membrane; SREBP-SCAP complex; endoplasmic reticulum membrane. Gene Ontology annotation, molecular function: sterol binding; protein binding. The coding region runs from base 245 to 4057 and encodes 1270 amino acids. The transcript has 23 exons. Lineage: Eukaryota; Metazoa; Chordata; Actinopteri; Perciformes; Eleginopidae. The record is from RefSeq and is a predicted model, not a curated record.
AGUGGAUUUGAAACACUGCUCCUAAAUGUCAGCAUCCUUUUGGGUGCUUUCAAAAUAGCCUAAAGCUCAUGUCCAAAACAAAGGAAUAAGACGGUGGUUGCUCGUCAGUUCACCCAGGAGGCCCACAGCAACAUCUUCACUUGAGGAUCUCUGAAGUUUGUCAAGAUCCCUGGAUGCCCCACGGCGCUCCGUCCUCGGCCGCGCAGUGCUUCCCAAUGGCCGGCAGUUGACCCCGCCCCCCAGGAUGACGCUGCGCGAGCAGCUGAGACAGAAGAUCUCGGCGGCUUUCUACCGCCACGGGCUGCUGUGCGCCUCCUACCCAGUACCCAUCAUCCUCUUCACCUCUGCCAGCAUCCUCACCUGCUGCUAUCCGUUAUUGAGGCUCCCCCUGCCUGGGACGGGUCCUGUGGAGUUCACCACAGGGGUGCGAGACUACAGCGUCCCUUCCCAUGAGCCUCAGGGAGACCUCGGAGAGCGGCCCGACUGGUACCGGGGUCCUCCGGUGGCCUACAUCCAGCAGGUGUUGGUGAAGGCGGCGGUGUCUCCGUGGGACAGUAGCCUGGUGCCGGUGGACGUGUUUCGGUCUCCGCUGAGUCGAGCCUUCAGCCUGCUGGAGGAGAUCCGCAACCACGUGCACUCAGACAGCUCCGGCGUUCGCAGUCUGGAGUCGCUCUGUCUCCAGGUGACGGACCUGUUUCCGGGGUUACGGCGGAUGCAGUCGGUGCUGCCGGAGCAUGGCUGCCUGCUCGUCUCCCCCGGCAACUACUGGCAGAACCAGCAGGAGCUGUUCGACUCGGACCCCGACCUCCUCAAGACCAUCCAGAAACACGAACCCAAAGGCCUCAGCACGUCGGCCACGCUGCGAGACCUGCUGUUUGGCGUCCCUGGGAAAUACACUGGGGUCAGUCACUACAACAGGAAGAGGGUGGUGACGUACACCAUCACUAUAGUGCUGUCCAACUACGAUGCGAGGUUCCUGAGUAGCCUGCGGUCCCGUCUGAAGCAGCUCCACCCGUCAGCCAACUGCAGCCUGAGAGACGACCACAUGGUGCACGUCCAUUUCAAAGAGGAGAUCGGCAUCGCAGAGCUCAUCCCGCUCGUCACCACCUACAUCAUCCUGUUCGCCUACAUCUACUUCUCCACACGAAAGAUCGACAUGGUGAAGUCUAAGUGGGGUCUGGCUCUGGCCGCUGUGGUCACCGUGCUCAGCUCUCUGCUCAUGUCUGUGGGACUCUGCACGCUGUUUGGACUCACACCCACGCUCAACGGAGGGGAGAUUUUCCCUUAUCUGGUGGUGGUGAUCGGCCUGGAGAACGUCCUGGUCCUCACCAAAUCCGUGGUGUCCACUCCCGUCGACCUCGAGGUCAAACUCCGCAUCGCUCAGGGCCUUAGUAAUGAGAGCUGGUCUAUCAUGAAGAACAUGGCCACUGAACUGUGCAUCAUCCUCAUCGGAUACUUCACUCUGGUGCCGGCUAUCCAGGAGUUCUGUCUGUUUGCUGUGGUGGGGCUGGUGUCUGACUUCUUCCUGCAGAUGUUCUUCUUCACCACGGUGCUAUCGAUAGACAUCCGACGCAUGGAGCUGGCUGAUUUGAACCGCCGCCUCCCAGCUGAAGCCGGACUCCCGCCUCCCAAACCCGGCCCGCUGCGUCCACGUGAAGCCCCACCUCCCCCACGGCCUUCCCCCCACACCAUCACCCUGCAGACCCCCGCUUUCAGGAACCUGAGGCUCCCCAAGAGGCUGAGGGUGGUCUACUUCCUGGCCCGCACUCGCCUGGCUCAGCGCAUCAUCAUGGUCGGCACGGUUAUCUGGAUCGGCAUCCUGGUCUACACCGACCCGGCUGGAAUACGCACCUACCUGGCUGCACAGGUGUCGGAGCAAAGCCCCCUGGGAGAUCCCGGAGGAGGCGGCCUGCCCCCUCACCUGGGCGUGGCCCCUGUGUUUCGUGGAGUCGACCCCACCAGCACCCUGAGCAUCCACCCCGCACCAGAUCCAACCCCCUUACCGGACAACCAAUCACAGGGCCACCAUGGCGCUGCCAGGGCGGGGCCUCUCCCCCAGCCUCCGCCGCCGCCCGCCGUGCCUCAGAUCACCUGGGGGGCCGAGGACGAGGAGGGCUGGAGGAGGCUGUCCUUCAGGCACUGGCCGUCGCUCUUCAGCUACUACAACAUCACGCUGGCCAAGAGGUACAUCAGCAUCCUGCCCGUCAUUCCCGUCACCGUUCACCUCAGCCCCCAGGAGGCCAUCGAGACACGUCACCCUCAGGACACGAGGCACCCCCCUCCCUCUAUACCCAAGGUCUCUGCAGACCUACAGACGGACUUCACCCUCUACAAGGUUGCGGCUCUGGGUCUGGCGGCGGGCGUCCUGCUGGUGCUGCUGCUCUUCUGUCUCUACCGGGUCCUCUGCCCGCGUAACUACGGCCAGAACGGGGUCUCUCACGGGCGCCGGCGCCGAGGGGACCUGCCCUGCGACGACUACGGAUACUCGCCCCCCGUCAGCGAGAUCUCCCCGCUGCUGCUCAGGGGCCACAGCAUGGACAUCGAGUGUUUGGCCAGUGACGGGAUGCUGCUGGCCAGCUGCUGCCUGGCGGGACAGAUCCGGGUCUGGGACGCUCAGACUGGAGACUGUCUGACCGUCAUCCCACACCAGGGGCUGAGGCGCAGCAGCAGCAGCAGUGGCUGCUGGGAGCAGCGGGACGGCUGGGACGGCGUGGGCGGAGCCUCCGAGUUGGAGUGUCUGGGCUCUGAAACCUCCCUCAGUGACGGGCUCUUGGAGGAGGACGGCUUCCCGCUGAGGCGCCGCUCUGCCCCCGCCCGUCCGACUCUGUUCAACGACCAGCCCGACCUCACGCCGCUCAUCGACACCAACUUUGCCUCCCAGCCCCCCUCCCACCUCUUCACCCCGCCCCGGGACGGCUUUGACUUCGGAGGUCUGGUGGAGCGCGCCUACAUGGAGCACGAGCCCCCCUCCCCCUCAGCGUACCCCUCACCUUCCUCAGCCUCGUCCUCGCCGCCCUCAGGGGCCCCGGGGCUCCAGAGGAGACCAAGCUUAGGGGACGCAGCCGCCUCCCUGACCCCAGAGAGAGGCUCCGCAGCGGGGGCGACGGCGGACUGGGAGAGCUCCGUCUGGGCUCUGGAGCUCCGAGGGAACCUGAUCGCUGCGGGGAGGAGCAGCGGGAAACUGGAGUUAUGGGACGCAGUGGAGGGGUCGCUGCGCUGCGUUAAUGAAGACGGAGUCUCUGGAAUCACAGCUCUAGCCUUCCUCAACAACAGAAUCGUAGCGGCUCGGCUGAACGGAUCUCUGGAUUUCUUCACUGUUGAGAUAAACAAGCCUCUGGGUCUGCUGCAGUACAGAGGUGCUCCUGGGCGAGGCAGCAUGCCCCCCUCCCCCUGUUACAGCAGCGAGGAUGUGAUCAGCUGUCAGCUGACGCGCUCCGUACAGUGCGCUCACCAGAAGCCAAUCACGGUGCUGCGAGCGGCGGCCGGCAGGGUGGUGACCGGCAGCCAGGACCACACCGUCCGGAUUUAUCGUCUGGAGGACUCGUGCUGCCUCUUCACCCUGCAGGGUCACUCUGGAGGGAUCACAGCCAUCUACAUAGACCAGACGAUGGUGCUGGCGAGCGGCGGGCAGGACGGAGCCAUCUGCCUGUGGGACGUCCUGACGGGGAGUCGUGUGAGCCAUGUUUACGGUCACCGGGGCGACGUCACCUCGUUGGUCUGCACCACCUCCUGCGUCAUCAGCUCGGGACUGGACGACCUCAUCUGCAUCUGGGACCGGAGCACCGGCAUCAAACUGUACUCCAUACAGCAGGAGGCGGGCUGCGGGGCCAGCCUAGGGGUCAUCUCCGAGUCUCUGCUGGUGACGGGGGGCCAGGGCUGCGUCUCCUUCUGGGACCUGAACUUCGGGGACCUGCUGCAGACGGUGUACCUGGGCCAGAGCAGCGACGGGCAGGGCGUCCGGCAGCUGCUGGUGCUCGACAACGCCGCCAUCAUCUGCGACUUCGGCAGCGAGCUCAGCCUGGUGUACGUGCCCUCGGUGCUGGAGAAACUCGACUGAGGGGAGACGGAGAAAAGGUCGGGAACAGAAACUCAAAACUCUCCCCCUUCACCGACUCUUUUUUUGCUCUCUUGUUUUGUUUGUGACGCCCAAAGGAGAGACCGUUUGUCGGACAGUUCCCAUUUGCAUACAGGGCUGUUUCUAUUUUCCGUUAUUGUAGUACGAGCCUGGAUGUAAGAAAACGGACUGAUUGUGCGACCUGCUGCAUUUUAUCGGAGGAGGGAGCGUCACAGACUCUCGAUAAUGAAUCGUUGACAUUUAACGACUGUCCGUUCACGAUCAGCUGGAUGUUUAACGAGGAUCCACCGGUCACCAGUUUGUGCUUCUGUUUUUUUUUUUUACGCGUGUGUUUAUUUUGUGGCUCUGCCCUCUAUGCUGCUUAUACGGGUGAGGCUGUACUGAGUCCUCACCCGCCCAGAGAGGAAGAUAAAACUGUCUCCUUAUUUUUUAAUAUUCCUGCUGCCUCUUUUCGCAGCUGUACAGGUCUACGGCCUGUCAGGAGCAGCUGCCCAGUAAUGAGUGUGUGUGUGUGUGUGUGUGUGUGUGUGAGAGAGACUGAAUGAAGGCCCCUUUUUAUGGCGAAACACUGCUGAGAACAAACAUUAAAAUGGUCAUGUGUGCGACGGUGUGUGUGUGAGGGAGAACUGAUGAUUACUGUAUAAAGUUAACCUCCAGUAGGGGGCUGUUUUUAUAUGUAUAAAUCUAUUAUUUAUUAGCGAUACAGUUUUGAAUAACAGUUUGUUUAUGAAUGGCUAAUCCCGGCUCUGAAACAACGAUAUAACAAUGUGGGGAUGACGACGUAAAUGUAACAUGGCGAUGAUCUGUUGGGCGGGGUUGGGGCAUUGGUUAUGAAAUGGUUAUUUGUAAUAUUGAACUGGAAACACUGAUGUUUUUGGAGUUUGGGGGCUGGGGGCCUCUGAUCCUGGGUUACUGAUUCUGAGGGGGAGGGGCCCUGCGUGCUACACCUUCAUCAGCCUACCUCCAUUUUCCAAUCUGCUUGAAUUUUGGACGAGAAUACUGACUUUUUUCUGCACAGGCUGUCGUAUUUUUUAAUAAAUCGUGCCCUUUUUAGAGAUUUUUUUAAAUAACUGUUUACUGUAAACUUAAAAUCUUGGUUCCUGGAUUUUUAUUUCCCCCACUAAUAAGGACACAUCCUAGAACCUAAUCGCCUGAAGCGAAAAUGUGAACAGAUAUCCGUUAUUAUAAUCCAGCAGCACCUGCGGUCUCUUUUUAUAAACAUGGCUAUUUAAUGCCCCUAUAAGCUAAUAAUACGUAACAAUAUUUACACGGAUGCUUUCAUUAUCAGUUAGCAGCGGUGUGGUUAAUAUUUUUACAUUUUUUGAUUUUUCUACACUGCCUUUUUAGAGAAAAGAAUCAUAGAUUUGAUUAGAGUUUACUGAUCAUUGAUUAAUUAUCCUAAAAUCUGAUGUAUUUACAAUUAAAACAUUCCUUUGACAAUUAUAACAUUACUUUGCAAGGUACACACAACCAAAGUGAGUCUGCAAUAGUAGAAUUUGAACACUGUUUGUGUGCUCCUACCAUACUUUUCUAUUUACUGUUACGGUGCAAACAUUUUGAUUAAUCGCAGACAUUCAUGAGGCAUAAAGCAUUUCCACUAGGUUCACAUGACAUGCAUAACACCAUUCUGCCUCAAAGUAAGGAAACUUAUAUUUAAUCUGUGAUUGCUUUGAGAUGUGUUUGUAUCAUGUGAUGCUUUGAAAAUGUUCUGUGCCUGAUAAAGAUCUAUGUUUGACUGAAAUGCUGCACACAAA